Messenger RNA from Polypterus senegalus (gray bichir), 4401 nucleotides. RefSeq names its product zinc finger protein 839 (gene znf839). The record is from RefSeq and is a predicted model, not a curated record. The transcript has 8 exons. NCBI's taxonomy places the organism in Eukaryota, Metazoa, Chordata, Cladistia, Polypteriformes, Polypteridae. Bases 479 to 3730 code for a protein of 1083 amino acids.
GGACGACAAUAUAACAGGGAGUCAUUGUUUUAGGAGACUAACAGAGCCAGCAACUGUAUGUGACAAAUAAUACAUUUGGUUUGAAUCACUGAAACCGAUCAUUUAAGGUUUUUACACAAAAUGUUUAAUAGAUUAAUAUUAGCUUCUUAUAGCUACUGAAACACCGGGUUACGGGAACCGUUUAGCGAGCAAUUUGAUCUUCUCCAGUUUCGCUUUCUUUAGCGUGCGCUUUGACCCUCGCGGGAUUCCGUCUAGGAGUCUCCAUUACGCUCGCUGUGACGUGUAUAAAAAGCUGCGAAGUCGACUGUAUUUAAUUGUGUAUUUUUCGUGGGAGUUUUAAUUUUAUAUUAUUACCGCUAAACUGAUAUUUUCACAUUAAUUUGCACAGUUGCUUUGAAUUGGGAAAAAACAAGUAUUUUUAGGUUUUGUUAUUAAAAAAAUACCAACCCUCUUCCUGCCCAAGGCUCGGUGAACCAAGAUGGCGGAGCAGGAGGAGGAAAGUGGCCUGGCGGCGGGGACACUGACUAGCGAUGGGACUGCAAGCCUGCCGGAAUAUCUGCACGUCACUGGGGGUGAGGACUGCCAAGUGGUGAACACCUUUACAGCCGGGGAAGGGGAACUCAUCACGUCCUUCGUUGAGACAUCUGAAGUCGCUGAAAGUAUUGGUCCUACCAGUACAAUCAUCUACGUGCAGCCCGAUGGCUCUUUCGUUGAGGGGACGGGUUUGACGGCGGAGGAGCAGCAGCAGCUAGUGGAGCAGCUGGCCAAACAGCAGCUCGUGGAGGUGACGGAGAGCGAAGCCGCUCAGUUUUUCGAGAGCCACCAGUCGCAGCACUUCAUCCAGCACGGCGGCGACUUGUCGUCUGAGGAGCUGCAACCGCGCAGUCUGGUGUCGUUGGGCCCUCAAGAGGCCGAUGGCGGUCGUAUCGUGCUGUCCGAGCUGCAGCGGGUGGCUUUGGAACCCAGCCCCGCAUUGCCCGUGGCUCCCCAGCCGCUGACCAUUGUACAUAACGCGUCCCAGCAGCUCCAAAAUGUAGCCAUGCAGGUGGCUCUGCAGCAAAACCAGGUGCUCAACGGCACACGGCUCAUCCCCAAAAAGCUUGAAACCAUUCGCAUUCAGCUUCAGAAUCUGCAGACACCUGAAACCAAGGAGAAAUCUGCACCUUUAAAUCCACCAGUCCAGCAGAAAACUGUUCUUUUGGGUCAGCCUGUGGCUAAAGUGGGAAUGACUGGAGGACUGAAGUUUAACACCUCCCCUCAAAUCAUUAGAAUUCAACCUGUCCUAGGUGAUGGGCAACAGCAAUUUGUGCUUCAUAGUCCCAAUGAACCUCCAAUUCAGCUGCUGGUCCAGAAACAGUUGUCUACGGUGGGAGCUAUACAUAUGACACAAAAGGCAACUGUAAAAAAUGCUGUGAAUGGUAGAGCUCCCAGGGCUACAGUGACGUUUUGUCCAGCAGUUCACAGAACUGUUACAUCUGGUCCCGACAGAAAGGAAGGGGAAAAAGAGAAGCCUAAAAAGCCACAGAAAAUUCAGACCCGUUCAGGCCGCAUCUCUAGGCCACCAAAAUACAAAGUAAAGGAUUACAAGUUCAUUAGGCGGGAGGACUUAGCUGAUGGACAUCAGUCAGAUUCGGAUGAUUAUUCUGAAUUAAGUGUUGGAGAGGAGGAUGGGGAUGAAACCAAAAAUGUCUUUGUAUCUGUUGAUUUUAACUUGAACCCUAAAAUGUUUAAGUGUGAAACUUGUGAUAAAGCUUAUAUAGGAAAGGGCGGUUUGUCUAGACACUACAUGCUAAAUCCAGCCCACAAGAACAAGAAUGGUGUGGAGUCGGACACAUAUCUGCAAGAGCCUGGACUAGGUAUUCUGGCUAAUCAUAUAGCUGAGACAACAGGGUUAUCCCCUGGAUCUCAAGGCUCCAUUUCCAAUGAAAAACCUGAAAGGGAGGCCUUGCCAGCUGCAGAGACCCUGAAUCUUUCUACCCCGUCAGUACCUCCUCAAGAUGCACAGUCUGUUUCAUCUCCUGCCGAAGCUGCCUUGAAUCAAGUGGUUUUGUCUUUUCCUGGGCCAGGAAGGCCUCGCGGUCCUGGGAGACCAAAGGGACCAGGCAGACCUGCGCAUUCUAAACUUGCAGGGAGAUCAGGCCGUCAAGGUAGAAGAGCCAAGCCUGGUAGGCCUCCAAAAUAUCUAGGUGGUGUUUCUACUGAACAACAAAUCCAGAGACGAAAAGCUCGAUUAAAAGAGAUAAUUCAGCAGUGUGGCGACGAAGAGCUCAUGGAGCUUGUUCUGCCUCGGCUGGCCAGGGUCAUGACUGUCUGGGAGUUUCUAAUCAUGAAGGUUGAAAAAGGCUGUCCCUCCCAAGCACAUUUUGCUGAUGUUUACAGGGAGCUGGAGCAAUUGCACACUCAAGUCAAAAAAAUGGCUGAAGAACAUUUUGGUUCUGCAUCAUCCUCUAGUGUACUAGAGCAUCUGGAAAUCAGAAACCCCCAGGUGUCAAAAUCAUUGGGAAUUGAAGAUUUGUUGAAAAGCAAGGUACAUUUUAGUGUCCCAGUGCAGUGCUAUACUUUGGGUGUACCACAGAAAAAACAGCAGCCUUCUGAUACCAACAAGCAGAAAGAGAGAGAAAAUGACAUUCAACUUCCAUCUGCCAAAAAGAUAAGGAUAGAAGACAUGAAUGGAACAUGUUUGAAACUGAAUGGGUUAGAGGUGUCUGAGAAGGAUGUACCAGCUACUGUUACACCAGUGGAACAAGAUUUAAAAAAGGCACACAAAGAGACUCUGGCACUUCUGCAAGUCAGUGGCAAAGCCAAUGGGUCCACCAUGGAUGUCAAUCACCUCAACAGAGAGCUACUUCAGACUAGUAAUGAAAUUGAUCAUUUUGACUCCAGAAGCAACCAGCCAGAUACAAACAUUUUGCUUUGUCAUCCUACUGAUGUACCAAUGCCAGUUGCCCAGACUGUUCUGGUAGAUAUGCAACCAGAUCUUUCUAGAGCUGACAACAAAGAGAAAGUUUCAGAAGAAUUCCCUGCUGUACAAGCAAAGUUCUCAACCGAAGCACUUGUUCAGGAACACCUCAUCAGUCAAAACUUAGCAAAUGAAUCUGUAGCUGAGGAGGUGCCUUCUCAAAUGCCAAUUGCCAACAGUAUUAUUAAUUCAGAUUUUUCAAAAAGCAAUGCCUUGGUAAACUGCUGCAAUUCUGAAGACCUGAACGAUUCUGAUAUUGUUGACCAGAUGCAGCAGCUGGAAAAGGCUCUGAGCAGAGAUGAAAUGCCUCUGAAUCAUUCUUAUAGGAAUGUGCAUCUAGACUCUCAGCAGCCUGUGGAGACCCUUGCCACCCCUAUUUGCCUUGAAAAUGAAAUAAACGAAGAAGCAAUAAGUGGCUUACACAUAGCAAGUUUGGGAGAACUCCAUGGACAGAGCACCGAGCAGAAUGGCUGUGUGGAGCAGGCUGUUACAGUGGACGGGACUGUUGAAUUUCAACUUGCUGAUGACAACCAGGAACUGUUAACUCAGGGAAAUGAACAGAUAUUUAUACAGACUUCUGAUGGCAUCAUCAUGCACCACUCUACUGGGGGUAUAGCUUCAGAAGGGAUUGUCAUCGUAACCAACGCAGAUGGCACCACAAUGCACAUUCGCACGCCUGAUGGGGUCCCGCUGGAAACUGUAGAAGCACUCCUUGCAAUGGAGGCAGAGGGACAUGGUGAAGGUAUUCUGGUUACAGAAACGCAUCAGUGAACAUGUACAUAACCUAAAGAAAAUUAUAUUUUUGUAAUUUUGAUAUUAUGGCCUGUGAGAGGCAUAAAUUAUUUGUAUAGAGAUGAAUUUUGACAGUGAUUUUUUUUUUUUUGCAUUUUGUAUGAAAAAAUAUCUAUAUAUAAUAAGUCUCCAGAUCAUCUUGAAUAUUUCAAGUCAUCAAUGGUAAUGUUUUUUUUAUUAUUAUUAUUAUUAUUAUAGAAAUAAAUAUUUUGCACUGUUUCAAGGCUACAGAAAACUACCCGCAAGUCCCUAUAGCUGCCCUGGCCUUUUUUUGUGUAACAAAUAUUCUGGUUUUCUUUUUGUUAUUAAUAUUGUUAUCCGCCAUGUGACUUUAAAAUACAGUCGGGGCAUAACAACAGCUGAAUUUUAGCAAUCAUUGUUAAUUAUUUCUGCUUGAUCAGUGUAUAACUCAAUAUCUUUGACUGUAUUCCAUUUGUUUCAAAGCUUUUCCAUGCAAACAUACUGCUUACUGACAAAAAAAUAGAUUUGACAAGUGCUUUAUUUUCUUUAAAUCAAAGGAAGGAAUUAGCCCAGACUAUUUCAUUUAGUCCACAUAACCGACAAUUGCACAUUUUGCACCUUUCUUAAAGAGCAAAUAAAAAUGAAACAUGUUUUAAAACCCCUGCAGUUCCUGCAGGACACCUCUUGUA